Messenger RNA from Balaenoptera acutorostrata (minke whale), 3346 nucleotides. Its product is annotated as ATP-dependent RNA helicase DDX24-like. Gene Ontology annotation, cellular component: nucleolus. Gene Ontology annotation, molecular function: ATP binding; nucleic acid binding; RNA helicase activity. The record is from RefSeq and is a predicted model, not a curated record. Lineage: Eukaryota; Metazoa; Chordata; Mammalia; Artiodactyla; Balaenopteridae.
GGGCGGGGUCUAGAAUGGGGGCGGGACUUCCUUCCCAACGCAAAGGCAUGCGUGAGCGCAAGCCCCUCCCCGGAACUGCGGUGGACUCGGCCGAGGAGGGCUGGUGCAGCAGUGUGUGAGGUGGUUGGUCGGCGUCCCUCUACGGAUCUAUUUUUCUCGGCCUUUCUGAAAAGGGAGAACGUGGCUCGAGUUCCAGUCUGACGACUUGUGCAUAGAUCACUUGUUUUUAAAUCACUUAAAAGCAACCAUGAAGCUGAAAGAGAAAAAAUCGAGGCCAGAGCCACCAAACUAUGGCAGAAUUCAGAGGAAGGGCAUCAGAGUUGUGGGAAAAUGGAAGCAGGUGAAGAUUGACCCAAAUAUGUUUGCAAACGGACAGAUGGAUGACUUGGUGUGCUUUGAGGAACUGACGGAUUAUCAGUUGGUCUCCUCUGGGGAGGGUUCCUCCAGUCUCUUCUCAAAGGAGGAGCCCAAGAAGAGAAAGUCACAAGCUGUUUCAGAAGGAGAGGAGGAAGGAGAGUCUACCUCCUCAAAGAAGAAGAUGAAGUUGAAGAAGAGUAGAGCUGUGGAAACUGAAGGAAGCAGUGCCCAGAAAGUGUUUGAGGGCAAAGAUACUGAGCCAGGGCCCCAGGGAGAUGGCACAGUUUGUCCUGAUCCAGAGGUAGGGGAGAUGGCAUCAGAAAGCCCGGCCCAGACGGUUCCAAAAAAGAAGAACAAGAAAGGGAAAAAAAAAUCAGAGCCUCCCCAGGGUACUACUCCAAAGGUGCCCAAAAGAGCAAAGACGUGGAUGCCUGAAAUGCGUGAUCGCAAGGCAGAUGUAUCAGCUUGGAAGGAUCUGUUUGUACCCAAGCCAGUUCUCCGAGCGCUCAGCUUCCUAGGCUUCUCUGCGCCCACACCAGUCCAAGCUCUGACCUUGGCACCUGCCAUUCGUGACAAACUGGACAUCCUUGGGGCUGCUGAGACAGGAAGUGGGAAAACUCUUGCCUUUGCCAUUCCAAUGAUUCAUGCGGUGCUGCAGUGGCAGGUGAAGAAGAAGCCUAUCCCAGCUCUAAGUAACACAGGAGCACCACUUGGGGAGACCAGUAAUGAGGCUGGCGUUGAGACAGGAUCACCAGGCAGGGCUGGAACUGAGUCUGGAGCUUUGCCGUUGAGAUUGGAAGCACUGCCCAGGGAGGCUGGAGCGAAGGCUAGAGCACCACGCAGCCAGGCAAGAGCCAAGAUUGGAGCUACAGUCUCAAACCAGGUGCUGCCCUCCUGUGAUGAUGCUGAUGAUGAUGCCGGUGAAGGACCUUCUUCCCUGAUCAGGGAGACGCCCAUUCCCAAACAGGAUGAAAACAAGGAGGACAAGCUUGAUGAAGAGCAGACUAGAAAGUUCAAACAAGAAUUGGGUGGCAGAAUUGCACAUCCAAGGCGUCCUCUGCUUGGACUGGUUCUGGCUCCCACUCGAGAGCUAGCCGUUCAAGUCAAACAACACAUUGAUGCUGUGGCCAAGUUUACAGGCAUUAAAACUGCUAUUUUGGUUGGUGGAAUGUCCACACAGAAACAGCAGAGGAUGCUGAACCGUCAGCCUGAGAUUGUGAUUGCCACUCCAGGCCGGCUGUGGGAGCUAGUUAAAGAAAAGCACCCUCAUUUGAGCAACCUUCGGCAGCUCAGGUGCCUGGUGGGCGAUGAGGCUGACCGCAUGGUUGAGAAAGGCCACUUUGCUGAGCUCUCAAAGCUGCUAGAGAUGCUCAGUGAUUCCCAGUACAACCCAAAGAGACAGACACUUGUUUUUUCGGCCACGCUGACCCUGGUACAUCAAGCUCCUGCUCGAAUCCUUCACAAGAAGCACGCUAAGAAAAUUGACAAAACUGCCAAACUUGACCUCCUCAUGCAGAAGAUUGGCAUGAGGGGCAAGCCCAAGGUCAUCGACCUUACAAGAAAGGAGGCCACGGUAGAGACACUUACAGAGACCAAGAUCCAUUGUGAGACUGAUGAGAAAGACUUAUAUCUGCACUACUUCCUGAUGCAGUAUGCAGGCCGCACCUUAGUGUUUGCCAACAGUAUCUCCUGCAUCAAACGCCUCUCUGGGCUCCUCAAAGUCCUGGAUAUCAUGCCACUGACCCUACAUGCCUGCAUGCACCAGAAGCAGAGGCUCAGAAACCUGGAGCAGUUUGCCCAUCUGGAGGAUUGUGUUCUCCUGGCAACAGAUGUGGCAGCUCGGGGCCUGGAUAUUCCUAAAGUCCAGCAUGUCAUCCAUUACCAGGUAGGGACAUCAGGGAAUUUGUAGGCAUCUCCCAGCAUUGAGUGGGGAAUUUUUAAAGCAAGGGUUGAGGGAGGAGGAAUUGUUGGUCCCAAGGCCUCACGCAACAGAGAAUACCACGAGCAUCUAGUGACCAACUGGCUGCUGCCACUUUUGGAACACUGUGGUGAGAGUUAUUCUCCAAAACCUCUUGACACUGUCUGAUGUCAAAUAUCUGAUAGCCCCUUUCUUUUUGAGUUGGGCAGGCUACUUAGUAUUGGCAGGUUAGAGUCUUAGUUUCUUCCAUGAAAUGGGCAUCAUAAGUUUAGCAUGUAAAAUGAUUACCCUGCUUGUAGAGAAAUAAAAGAGUGUGGUAAUUAAGUCCUGCCUGGGCUUAAAUCCCAGCUGUGUACCCUUGAGCAAGUUAUUUAGUGUCUUUGUGCCUCAAUUUUUUCAUUUGUUAAAUGGCAGUUAUUACAGUAUCGACUUCUUAAGUUCUUAUUAAGGUGAAAUAAGUUAUUACGUGUGAGGAGUUUAGAAAGCCAGGUGGCACUUCCUAAAUGUUAGCUGCUGUUGAUCCUGACAUUAAUAUCAGCACAUGUACCUGGUAAAGAUUAGCAUAGAGUGGUGGUUAGGCAUAUGGGCUCCGGGACCACACUUCCAGUGUUUGAAUGCUUCUUGGCUGCUGCUUAGUGGGUGAGCUUUCGGCAUGUGACUUAGUAUGUCUGGUUUCAGUGUCAUCAUUUGUAAAUUGGGAGUAAUAACGCUACCUACGCCAUAGGGUAAUCACCGAAUUAAACGAGCUAAUGCUGACGGAUCGCAUAAAUAAAUAAAGUAAAAUAAAGACUCUUCACUGCAUAAUGACCGAGGGAUCAAUCCUAGACGAAGAUAUAACAAUUGUAAAUAUUUAUGCCCCCAACAUAGGGGCAACUCACUACAUAAGGCAAAUGCUAAGGGCCAUGAAAGGGGAAGCUGACAGUAACACAGUCACAGUAGGGGACGUUAACACCCAGCUGGCGUCCUCGGCAGCCUCACUACCUGCAGAACUUCUGACACUGCUCUUCCUUCCCAGACAGUGACCUCGCAGGGUAGGCAGGGCCGUAGGAGGUGGGGGAGGGGAGAGAGCAA